AUGGAACUCGAUGUAGCGGCACUGCGGGUGGUUGAGCGGCUGGUUCUACGGCCGCAUGCGGCCACACUCCGAGUUGUUGACAAGGGCAGUGGCGCAGAGCUGGUGCUCAAGACGUCGUGGGCGCCUGCGGCUGGGGCUGCGGCGGCAGCCGAGGCCGAGCUCUUUGCCUGCGCCGAUGCGUACUCGCCGCAUCUGCUGCCGUGCGCCGGUGCUGUGCGCAAUCCGGCCGGCCCGGGCCUCGCUCUGGUAUACCGCUACCUUCCCGGCGGCUCGCUCGACGCCGCUGCUUCAUCGGCGGCAUCUGCGCUCGCUGCUGCGUCCGCCGUCGGCUCGGCGCUCGCUGCUCUGCACGCGGCCCAGGAGUCCGGAUGGUGGUCGGAGCCGAUUGUCCACGGCGACGUCAAGCCGGCCAAUGUGCUGGUGGAUGCCGAUGGCACCAUGAUCCUUGCUGACUAUGGCGUGUCUUCGCCGGUCCGCGCCGCGCGCGCCGAUGCAGGCGCCGACGUGGCUGGCUUUGCCGGCUCGCCGGCGUAUGCCUCGCCGCACGCCACCGCCGGCUACCCGCCCUCGCCGGCCGAUGACAUGUGGUCACUUGGCGUCGUACUUUAUCAGCUUGCCCUCGGCUGCCUGCCGGACUUUGAUGUUGCGACAGGCGCGCUGCUUCGCGGGCUGCCGGACUUUUGCGCCGCGCCGGGCGCGAGCCAGGCUGAUGCUGAGACCCUCCGCGCACUCGUCGCCGGCCUGCUCACCCUAGAUCCCGCCGAGCGGCUGACUGCAGCCGAGACGCUUGCGCUGCUUGGUAUUAAUCCGCCGCCGGCAGCGCCGCCACAAGCUGCGCCGUCGCCAACACAACCGGCGCCGGCUGCACCCGCCCCAGCUGCGCCGUCGCGAGCUGCGCCGCCUCCGGCUGUGCUCCCCUCCUCCACCCGCGAGCGACCACGCGGACGGAUCAAGGUGGCCGGGCGGUCGUCGUCGUCGCUCUCGGCCGAGGAGCUGGCGAUGAUAACCAAAGUGCCACGAUGA
Molecule: messenger RNA, 1023 nt
Organism: Thecamonas trahens ATCC 50062
Lineage: Eukaryota; Apusomonadida; Apusomonadidae
Product: serine/threonine protein kinase
Exons: 1
Coding region: 1-1023 (340 amino acids)
Biological process (GO): protein phosphorylation
Molecular function (GO): ATP binding; protein kinase activity
Source: RefSeq, a predicted model, not a curated record